AUUCAAAACCCUUAUUUCAAGCAGAUUAGACCCAAUAGCAAUCAGAAACUAAAACACACAAUGCAUUCAGUGAAAGAGAAAGUAAGCAACGCAGCCAGUGCUGCAAAGGCCCAUGUUGAGUCAUACAAAGCCAAUGUUGAAGAAAAGGCAGAGAAGGCAACUGCAAGAACACAGGAAGAAAAAGACAUAGCACACCAACGGAGGAAAGCUAAAGAAGCUGAAGCCAAGAUGAACUUGCACAUGGAGAAAGCCGAACACGCGGCCGAGAAGUUGCAUGGGAAGCACCAUGUUCUUGGUCAUGAUCCUGGGACCGGAGUGUAUGGUGGGCAUCACCAGACACAUGUUGGGACUGUUGGUCAGACCACGGUCCCGGCCCACCAACAGACGUAUGGAGCAGUGGACCCGGUUACUGGAGCAACGGUCCCAACCUAUCCUCCGGGACACCUUCAUGGGCAUAAACAUCUCUAGUUCUUUUUUUGUUUUGUUUUAAGUUGUUUUUUCUUUUGUGUGUUUUACGUUGGUUGUUUUGUAAUGAACUAAUGAUUUGUCGAUAUUAUGUAGUUGAAUAAUCAAAGAAGAAUUGAAUCA
Molecule: messenger RNA, 588 nt
Organism: Helianthus annuus (common sunflower)
Lineage: Eukaryota; Viridiplantae; Streptophyta; Magnoliopsida; Asterales; Asteraceae
Product: late embryogenesis abundant protein 18
Exons: 2
Coding region: 61-468 (135 amino acids)
Biological process (GO): embryo development ending in seed dormancy
Source: RefSeq, a predicted model, not a curated record